AUGAGUUUCGGAACCGGUUGGAUGACCGGAGCCGACAGCCGAAGCCUUGAUGACAUUUACCAUCUCCUCAAGCUGACUCACAGGGAAUUCUAUUUCAACAUCGCAUCUCUAAACACCACCAUUCUGGUUUACUUUGACUAUGACGAAUGGUCAAGGUUGUUUCACGCCUACAUCGACUUUUACAACGCCAAGAUUGAAGAAGACCAGUACGCCAGAACAUUUGACCGCAUCAUUGAACAAAAGAAUGGAUUGCAAGUAUUAGUUGUCAGAAAAGUGUGCGGAGAAGAGAAAUCUUUGGUUGGAAUCGCGCACUUCUUCCCUGAGCAGACACCAUGGAGUGAAAAGCAGAUUCUCUUGCUAAAUGACCUGUUCGUUGAUCCUUCGGCCCGCGGCGCAGGGCUUGGUAGGAAGUUGACUGAAGCGGUGGCGGAUAUAGGAAGAGAGAUGGGAUGUACGAGGGUUCAGUGGGUUACCAAGCAUGACAACGCCACUGCACGAAAGCUUUACGACACGAUGGCUGAGACUCAAUUUGUUCAGUAUAGAAUGACUUUGUAG
Molecule: messenger RNA, 555 nt
Organism: Fusarium poae
Lineage: Eukaryota; Fungi; Ascomycota; Sordariomycetes; Hypocreales; Nectriaceae
Exons: 3
Coding region: 1-555 (184 amino acids)
Molecular function (GO): N-acetyltransferase activity
Source: RefSeq, a predicted model, not a curated record